Staurois parvus is the source of this 1437-nucleotide messenger RNA. NCBI's taxonomy places the organism in Eukaryota, Metazoa, Chordata, Amphibia, Anura, Ranidae. The record is from the annotation of a GenBank genome assembly.
AUGUCCCGUGACACAAAGGGUGAUUCCCAACACUCACAGCAAUCCCAAAGCACAACUCAAGGCGCAUCUCAAGGCACUUCUCAAGGCACUUCUAGUUCAUCGUCCAGUGCUCCUCAGUCAUACAGCCAGUCCUCCUCUUCUGGUUCUGGCACCUUAAGUUCUUUAGACACAGUUCCAGUACAAGAUCUGGCUUCUAUUCCAGAAGAUGUAGAAAUGGAUGAGGAGGCUCCACAGCCUUGGGGUCGCCUGUGGGCCUUAGAAAAAGGGUUCUUGAACCAUGAUUGUAUUAAUGAACAGUAUGAAUUUGGAAGGGACAGGCACUGUGAUUAUACUUUUGAUAAACCAAUAAUAAAUCAGACCGAGAGAUACAAAACCUACAGCAAAAAGCACUUUCGGAUUUUUAGGGAAGCUGUAUCUGGCUUGUCGGUUGUUGCCUACAUUGAAGAUCUCAGUGGCAAUGGAACUUUUCUUAACAAGCAGCUUAUUGGACGGGGGAAUAAAUUGCCUUUAACAAACAAUGCUGAAAUUGCACUUUCAUUACCAACCAACAGAGUUUUUGUGUUCUCUGACCUUUUGGUCGAUGAUCAGUCUGUUUAUCCUAAGGAAAUUAGAGACCGAUACAUCAUGUCAAAAACCAUAGGAAGUGGGGCUUGUGGUGAAGUCAAACUGGCCUUUGAAAAAUUAACAUGCAAGAAGGUGGCUGUGAAAAUUAUAAGUAAGCGCUCAUUUCGGAUGAGUUCUGCUUCUUUGAGCAAUGCCAUUUCUGCAGACACAGAAAUUGAAAUUCUAAAAAAAAUGAGUCAUCCUUGUAUCAUUAACAUUGAGAACUUCUUCGACACAGAGGACAAUUUUUACAUCGUUUUGGAGUUGAUGGAAGGAGGAGAAUUGUUUGACAGGGUAAUAGCAACAUGCGGACUUAAAGAAUCUACUGCAAAACUGUACUUUUAUCAGAUGCUGCUAGCUGUUCAGUACCUUCAUGACAACGGAGUCAUACAUCGAGAUCUAAAGCUUGAAAAUGUGCUGCUAUCCUCCACUAAUGAAGAAUGUUGUAUAAAGAUCACAGACUUUGGCCAGUCCAAAAUUCUUGGAGAAACCUUGUUGAUGAAGACAUUAUGUGGAACCCCUACUUACUUGGCUCCUGAGGUGCUGAACACAGCUGGCACAGCUGGAUACAGUAGUGCAGUGGAUUUCUGGAGUUUAGGAGUUAUUCUUUUUGUAUGCCUUGGUGGAUACCCACCAUUUUCUGAGAAAAAUAAUAAAAUGCCUCUUAAGGAUCAGAUCACAGGAGGACAUUACACAUUUAUUUCUGGUGCUUGGAAUAAUGUAUCAGAUGCAGCUGUAGAUCUUGUGAAGAAUCUGUUAGUUGUUGAUCCAGAAAAGAGACUGACAACAAAGGAAGCCCUGGAACACCCUUGGUUACAGGUAAGAACACAUUAG